CAAGUGAGGCUGGUAAAGGUGGCCUGGCAACAGCUGAACAAAGGACAGAUUCUGUAUUAGAUUCAAAAAUACGAAAAGUAGGCGUAGACUUAAAAGGUUAUAAUCUUGACGUAAGCAAUAAAAGCGAUUUCAACAAUCGUCAAAUUGAUGAGGGAAAUGCUGUUGAUUCACUAAGUUCAGGCGUAGAAGAAAAUGCUGAAGCUACAGAACAACCAAUUCAGGCAGGUAUGAAUUCAGCUAACUGUGGUGAUGGUGAUCGCGCUGGUUCUAUCAAUACCUUAUCCUCGUCCCCACUGAAGUCAGCUGAUGAAGAUGACGAUGUAGUGAAUGAAGAUCUUAUCACCGCUGAUGUAAGACCAAAUACUGAUUCAGAUGUGUAUCAGAAAAUUAAAGUUGGAAACUGGCUAGGAGCUAAUGGGAUAAAACCUUUUGAAGAUGUACAAAUGAAGCCUUCAGUAAGUGCAGAAGAUUACCGUCAAAAAACAAACAACUAUAGUGUGAGUAAAACGGAUGAAAAGUUAAAUACAAUAAAUACCAGAGCUUCGCAAAUUGAAUCUAAUCCAACACCAAGAGUAAAUAAGCUUUCUAAGGAACCUUUGAAAGACUAUUCAUAUACUGAAGUAUCUGAUAUGUCGGCGACAGCACCUCCAGUAAAUUCAUCUCAGAAACGUGUUGAAGCAGUUAGCGAAACAAAUAAAUAUCAACAGGUGAUAAAACCGCCUGAUAAUUCCCCUACACCGAAUGAUAAAAUAAACAAACUACCCAAAAAAACUAGGAAGGAAUUUAGUCCUGUUACUAUAAACACACAAGGUUCAGAUAACAAACAAUCAGUAAAAUAUAUUAGUGAUCCUUCUCCGCCAACUGAAUUUGAUGAUAAUAAAAAUAAACAAAAUCCCUUACAAAUGUCUACUGUGAACCGAUCAAAAUCACAGUACUUUAACAGGAAUACAUCAACAGAUAGUAAAUAUAGUAGAAGUAAUAGUAAAGCAAACUCACCAGCUGUGAUAAGUAAGCCUGAAAUUCCAUCAAGCAGUCAUGCUUCCGGUAUAGUGACAUCAAAAUCUGAUCUUUACUUUCCUUACGCACGUAAUAUCUCCACUACUACAAAUGUGCCCAUGAGUGGUAGGACUCUUCAAUCAUCAGUCGAUAUAUCUAUAAAUAACCAGUAUCCCAACUUACCAAUUUCGUCUAUGAAAGUCUAUUCGGAAUCACGUAACGACAUUAUUUAUCCUAAAUUACCAAAUUCAGAAUUAUUACUGUCAAAACAAACACAAAGACUUCGAGUUAAUACAGGCAAUUCCAAUGAUCAACUGCCGACAACAGAGAGCCGCAGAACUAUAUACAGUUCAAGGAAUUCGACAACAACAAAAGACUUAUCACCUCAACCUAGAGAUUGGUAUCAGAACACUUCGUUCAAUGCUAAUGAAAAUGACAGGAACUAUGAAGGUUGUACAAGUAUAGGCCCUGAUAUAAGCAAUAUAAUCUUGGAUCCUAUAGAUGAUGAACAACCCAAAUUUUCUUCAAAUAGAAUGAAUACCAUGGAAACUGGAAAUGGUAGUGCUAGUAGGCGUAGUCUUUCAAGUGAUAUGAAUACUAAAUUAACAAACGGUUUACUGUUUGAGAAUGGAUAUCGUCCAUUGAAUUAUAAUCAAACACCGAAUAAAAUUGACAGUACGUAUUUUACUACUAACAUCAAUGCCAGUAGUAGUUAUAUCAACAUGCCAAAUAGUAUGCUAGAACAAACUACUAAUUGUCGUGAUUUAAUUUAUCCGACGGAUUCAUCAUCAAUGGCAAAAGCAACGAAAUUAAUUAAUGAAAGUCAACCAUUUUACUCAUCAACAAGUACAGAUAUAUUCAUUUCAAAAUCACAACCAAAUAUUGUAAAAUCUAAAUCUUCAACUGUUCAGUUUGGUGGAGGGAAUCAAGUUUAUGAUUUGAAACCAAUAUCAAAUUCACUAGCUUCUAUAACACAAUCGUCAAAUGAAGGCGGUAAUUCGCGUCUACUUGGUUCAACAUCAUAUUUAAGUCAACAGAAUAUAAACAAUAAGAAACUAGAAGUUUCCAAUGCAAACAAUGACAAUUAUAAUAAUAAUAACAGUAAUAAUAUUCAAAAUUCCAAUAAAAAUGAGAGAACAGCUGGUAGUUCUGCUGCUCAUUUAGCUGCCAUGGGUGUUGGUGCCUAUAAAUUAGGCGAUUCACUGGCUUUACUAACGACUAGAGCAGAUCAGUUGAUUGGACCGAAUAUGAGUAGCACUCCAACCAAUGAAUAUACGGAUAGUAUUGUAAAUCGAGCAAACGUGAAAUCAGUUUCAUUUAAUACUGCUAACGAUAAUAAUAAUAACAUGAGAAAUCAGACAUAUCAAGUGAAUGUUAAACAGCCGCCUCAGUCAUCUCUAUCUCCUACAUCAACAAAACCAUUUUCAGUAGUACAGUCAGUCAAUUUGCCAAAGACAUCUAGUCAGCUGAAAGGCAGUAAUGACGGCGUCGAUGGCGAUAGUGGUAAAACGUCACAAGUAAACUAUUAUUAUAAAAGUGAACAAUUAGGAUCUUCAAGAUCAAGUUUUGAAGAUAAUGCUGCCCUCCAGUCAAUGGUACGUAUAACCGAUAGAGUACAACACUUUAUGAGUCUGAAUGAUCAGGCUAAAAGCGAAAAAAGUUUAAACGAAUUAACUAAAAAUUUACCUCCAUUAGCUGUAAAAUCCAGCCAAACAGACUGGACAAAUUCACAGGCAUCAAGUCCUCAGUCAGUUGACUCACAAGUGUUGCAAUCAACUUCAUCAUCAACCCUUCCUAAUGAAACAACAACAACAACAAGUGAAUCAGAUACUCAAUUACUUUCAUUUAUUCAACAAUUGUUUUAUUAUUUUAUUGUUGGUUUCAUUGUUUAUAAAGUAAUGUCAUGGCUAAAUCUACGGCCAACUUUUGGUUAAAAUAUAUAUAUAUAUAUAUA
Messenger RNA from Trichobilharzia szidati, 2950 nucleotides. Lineage: Eukaryota; Metazoa; Platyhelminthes; Trematoda; Strigeidida; Schistosomatidae. The record is from the annotation of a GenBank genome assembly.